Messenger RNA from Didymella exigua CBS 183.55, 180 nucleotides. RefSeq lists its product as uncharacterized. The coding region runs from base 1 to 180 and encodes 59 amino acids. Lineage: Eukaryota; Fungi; Ascomycota; Dothideomycetes; Pleosporales; Didymellaceae. The transcript has 2 exons. The record is from RefSeq and is a predicted model, not a curated record.
AUGAACCGCGCCGACGAAAUUCAGGUCAUGGACGCCUCGUCCGCUUCGUCGUGCUACAACGAAGAGGAAGGAUUUGAAGGCGAGGACGACGAUGAUGAUGAGGACCUGGAGGAAUCGUACGCCAAGGGAGCCAUCCUCAUGGAGAAGAAGUCUGCGCUGGAGGAACACAUCAAGGAAUAG